Amaranthus tricolor (Joseph's coat) is the source of this 2735-nucleotide messenger RNA. RefSeq names its product calmodulin-binding receptor kinase CaMRLK. Bases 202 to 2247 code for a protein of 681 amino acids. Gene Ontology annotation, molecular function: protein binding; ATP binding; protein kinase activity. Gene Ontology annotation, biological process: protein phosphorylation. Lineage: Eukaryota; Viridiplantae; Streptophyta; Magnoliopsida; Caryophyllales; Amaranthaceae. The transcript has 2 exons. The record is from RefSeq and is a predicted model, not a curated record.
UAAGUACCUAACACACUACUGACUACAGUAGUGCCUCUAUCUCUACUAACUCCAUUUUCCAACCAAAAGGAGAGACACUUCUCCUAUUCCAUUCCCAUUUCAACCCAUUCCCUCUCUCCCUUUCCAUUUCCCAAACACUUCUUAAACCCAAACCCAAAACCAAAACCAAAACCAAAUCCAAAUCCAAAUUCAUCUUCAAUCAUGGAAUGGCACUUUCCAUUCCCUUUCCCAUUCCAUAAACUCCUCAUUCUCUUCUAUCUCUUCAUCUUAGUAGACUCAACAUGCACAAACACCAACACUACUCAUGACUUUCACUUAGUCCUCAAAGCCUUCAAUUCUGUCUCUGGAUUCAAUAAAUCUCAUCUUUUCCCUCACAAAAAUUGCUCUAUUACUCAACUAGACCUCUCAUUUCAUAACCUUAGUGGGACAAUUUCAUGGAACUUCUUAAGAAACCUUUCCCAAUUACAAUCUUUAGAUCUUUCCCAUAACUACCUUAAAGGGUCUAUCCCAAAUUGGUUAUGGUCCCUUAAUUCUUUGCAUAAAGUCAAUCUUUCUACCAACCAGUUUGGGGGUAGUAUUGGGAUUUCACAUUUUUCACUUAAUUCAACUUUUGAAGUUCAAAGUAUCAAUAUUUCCCAUAAUAGGUUGACCAAAUUAGUCAAUUUUUCUGGCUUUUCUAAUUUGACUUUCCUUGAUGUUUCACACAAUAAUUUGAGGGUUUUACCAUCUGGGUUUCUUCAUAAUGUGACCAAAUUGGAGUAUUUAGAUGUUUCAAGCUGUAAUCUUUCUGGUAGUCUAAAACCCAUUAAAAGCUUGAAGAAUUUGAGAUAUUUAGAUGUUUCAAAUAAUGAUUUAGUGGGUAAUUUCCCUUUAGAUUUCCCAUCAUUGGAAAAUCUCAAAUUUCUAAACAUUUCAUUGAAUAAAUUCAGUGGAAGUUUCUCCAAGGAGAAUAAAUAUUACUAUAAAUUUGGUAAAUCUGCUUUUUUUAAAGCUGGAAAUUUCAAUUUUUCAAAUGUUUUGGUUACAAAUUCAAAGAUCCCACAUCAUAAACCUCUUACAAAUGAAAAACCCACAAAAGAGAAGCAAAAAAACAGAGUACCCCCACAUUCAAGAAAAAUGGGGUUAGAAUUCAUCAUGGGUGUGUCGUUUGGUUCAUUUGGAAUUGUCGUUUUACUCUCUGUUUGCCUGUACCUCAUCCACAGGAGAAGAAAGAUAGGGAGGAACAAGAAAAAAUGGGUGAUUUCAAAACCAAUACAAACUCCUUACAAGAUGGACAAAUCAGGGCCGUUUAAUUUUGAAACAGAAUCAGGAUCAUCUUGGAUGGUGGAGAUCAAAGAACCAUCAUCUGCUCCUGUUGUGAUGUUUGAGAAACCAUUGAUGAGCUUAAGUUUCAAGGACUUGAUUGCAGCCACGUGUCACUUUGGGAGGGAAUCACAGCUGGCAGAAGGAAGGUGUGGACCCCUUUAUAGGGCAGUACUUCCAGGUGAGAUCCACGUGGCAAUCAAGGUAUUGGAAAAUGCAAGAGGAGUUGACCAUGAAGAAGCUAUUGCAAUGUUUGAAGAUUUGUCAAAACUUAAGCACCCUAACUUGUUGCCUAUUUCUGGAUACUGUAUUGCAGGUAAAGAGAAGCUUGUAUUAUAUGAAUUCAUGUCCAAUGGUGAUUUGCAUUCUUGGUUACAUGAACUCCCUCCGGGUAGACCUAAUAUCGACGAUUGGAGUACCGACACAUGGGAGUACCAAACUGACGUUGAGGCCGAUCAUAGUAUUAGUAACAUUACAUCGCCUGAGAAAAUAAAUUGGCUCAUGCGCCAUAGAAUUGCCCUUGGCGUGGCUCGUGGGCUUGCAUAUCUUCACCAUGCACGGUCCAAACCGGUGGUCCAUGGACACCUUGUUCCCUCGAAUAUUCUCCUAGCCGAUGACCUUGAGCCACGUGUGGCGGAUUUUUGUAUGGGUUUUAGUGAAAAUGUGGGGUCUACUCAAGAUGAUGUAUAUGGCUUUGGGUUAGUGGUCAUUGAGUUGAUGACCGGUCAGACAGGUAAUUCUGAUUUAGUAAAUAAAGUGAGAAGAUCGAUAAGAGAUGGUAACGGAGCUAAUAUGUUAGACCAAAGACUUAAACUCGAAGAUGACUUGGUGAACAAAGCGGUUGAGUGCCUUCGAGUUGGGUAUUUGUGUACCGCUGAGAACAGUAGUAAAAGGCCUACAAUGAAACAAGUUGUGGGUUUACUCAAGGAUAUACACCCAAGCUAAUUCAAUAGCACUUAAGACCUAUUGGAUUGUACUUCUUUAAUUUAAGGUCCCUAAAGAGAUUUGCUUCACUCUUUUACCCCACAUAUUUCAUAAAACAAGGCUUACUUACUUGAGGUUACUUUUGCACGGGCUCCAAUACAUCGCAUGCUAAAUGAAUUUAUUUUUGUUAGUGACGAUUUCUGAAUUGAAUUGUUUUGGUUUACGUAGCUGAUCUCAUAUUGUUUUGAACAUGAGAUUAAGGCUUUGAUAUUACUGUUUUUGUAUUGACGAGUGUUGGAGAAUGUAAAAGGGUAAAAAGAAAAAUGUAAAAAGAAGAAAAUGGUAGACAAAAAGAAGUGGGGCAAAGGUGAAGAUACUAAGAUAUGGAGGGAAUAUGGAAAUGUGGUUAUGGUGGUGGGAAGGAAGUUGUUUAGGAAUAGUCCCACUAAUUAUUUGUCUUUUACUAAUUUUGUAGAGAAAAGAAUUCAAUGAUUAAACCCUUUUUCUCA